Molecule: messenger RNA, 510 nt
Organism: Dibothriocephalus latus
Lineage: Eukaryota; Metazoa; Platyhelminthes; Cestoda; Diphyllobothriidea; Diphyllobothriidae
Source: the annotation of a GenBank genome assembly
AUGGCCAGUGAGGCGUGGUCAACCGACGUGCUUGCCUCCGACACAGAGUCCGUCAAUCGGGGUGGCGCCAGUAUAGGCGAUGGUGCAAGUAGUACUGUACACUCCUCCAUUCCCACUCUCCCAUCCAUAUCUGUCUCCGCCUCUGCCAUGGCGGCGUCUAACAGCGCUGCAAUAUCCCACCCAAACGCAUCUUUCAGACCCGGACUGCACACUCGCUGCCAGCAGACCUCUUCCCCCACUCAACGCCUCCUAACUGCCUCUACUGGCACCAACUCCUCUUUCCAACCACCCAGUGCCUCUAACCGCCUUCGACGUCGCCGGCGCCACCAUCACCACCACCACUACCACCAAUUUGGCGACCAUGCGCAUGUCGGUGGUGGUGGACUCUCUGAAACGGCUGCCGCCACCAAAAGCACCACCGCAACAGAACUCUUUCACCUCCAGUCCAGUCGUCCCAUCCCCUUCUCGCAACUCCUGCAGAGGUUUGUCUCUGUUUAUCUCCUUACCUGA